UCAUGCUCAGAUCGAUCUAUCCCGUGGCAUUGGCGGGAAACCUGCGUUGAUGUCUAACAUCCUACGCACUCUAUUGCUCUUACCAGCAACACCCAUUCCACUUCCGUCAUUUCUGUUCGCGUUUUUCAGUCAUUCUUCCAUUGCUUCUUCGGCUUUAAUCAGGGUAUUUGAUUAGGUUUUUGUUUAUUUUUGCGAGCUUCCGGAUAUGGAGAUGGAGACUGAGGAAAGGAAAGCGCUUGUGCUGGAUGCCUAUGAUUACAAGGGUGCUCCGGCAGAUAGGGCUCAAACUGGUGGUUGGGUUUCUGCAGCUACGAUCCUUGGUAUUGAAGUAUCCGAAAGGUUUACCACGAUGGGAAUUGCAGUGAACCUGGUGACAUAUCUAGAUAACACAAUGCAUCAACCUAGUGCAACCUCUUCAACUAUUGUAGCCAAUUUCUCAGGCGUAUCUUUUCUUCUGUGCUUGUUGGGAGGCUGUGUCGCUGAUUCUUUUCUAGGCCGGUAUUGGACCAUAGCCAUUUUUGCAGUAAUUGAAGCACUGGGUGCAUGCGUCUUAGCCAUCUCCGCAACACUGUCACACCUGCGCCCGCCUCCUUGCAACCCUUCGGUAGCUAUCAAGUGCGUAAAAGCCAACAAUUUGCAAAUGGGUGUUUUCUUUUUAGGUCUAUUUGCAAUGGCACUCGGAAUUGGGGGAGUUAAAUCCAGUGUUUCGGCACUAGGGACAGACCAGUUUGAUCAGACGGAUGAGAAGGAAAAAACUCAAAUGGAAUACUUCUUUAACAGAUUUUACUUCCUCAUCAAUAUUGGAACUAUUCUAGCUGUUACGUUACUUGUUUACAUACAAGACGAAGUGAGUCGCGGUGUGGGAUAUGGGAUUUGUUCGGCUGCUAUGCUUAUGGCAGUCAUAGUAUUUUUAUCGAGAACUAGAAGAUAUAGGUAUAAGAAACUUACGGGAAGCCCAUUGAUUCAAGUUAUUCAAGUCAUCGUGGCUGCGAUAAAGAAAAGAAAGCUUGAGUUUCCAUCUGAUUUAAGCUUAUUGUAUGAGGAUUCUUCUGCAAAAUCAAAGAUUUGUCGUACAGAUCAGUUUCGGUGGUUGGACAAGGCGACUAUCAGAAGCGAUGGGGAUCUUGGAAAAAAUGGAUCAGAAACUCCAAAUCCGUUGAGACUAAGCACGGUGACAAGGGUGGAAGAGCUAAAAAUGAUGAUCAGACUACUGCCAAUUUGGGCCACAACAAUCAUUUUUUGGUGUGUUCAUGCACAAGUGAUAACUUUCUCGGUGCAGCAAGCUGCUUCUAUGGACAGAUCUAUUGGAAAAUUUCAUGUGCCAGCAGCCUCAUUUACUGUCUUCUUUAUUGGGGCAACAAUGAUCACUCUCGCCCUUUAUGACCGCCUGGUCAUGAAGAAAUCAAGAGGGAGUCGAGGUCUCACAAAUUUGCAAAAGAUAGGGCUAGGCCUUGCAAUCUCUGUAAUAGCAAUGGCAGUUGCAGCAGCUAUGGAGCAGAAGCGUUUGAAAGUUAUUAGAGCCAACAGAAACACCCCUACUUCAACUCUGCCCUUAACCGCCUUCAUAUUGAUUCCUCAGUUUGCAAUUGUUGGUAUUGCAGAGGCCUUUAUGUACAGUGGCCAGCUUGCUUUCUUCAUUAGUGAGGCACCAAAAGGGAUGAAAGCAAUCAGCAACAGCCUCUUCCUCACUACUAUAUCUUUCGGUUACUUUGUGACUACCAUCUUGGUCGACCUCAUAAAGAAAAUUACACCAGGCAAAGAUGGUGGACACGGUUGGCUAGCCCCUAAGAUUAACGACAGCAGAUUGGAUUAUUUCUAUGCUCUUAUUAGUGUGUUGAGCUUCAUCAACUUAGGACUGUAUCUUGUUUGUGCUAGAUGGUACAAGCCCAACUCCAGUGAAAAUGCCAAGGAUAGUGAUGUUAAUGCUUCUCAUGAUGAAGAAAAGCCACAGGAUGUUGCAAAUUCAUAAUUCAUUAGAUGCUUCUUAUGGAUGUCAACU
This is a messenger RNA of Vitis riparia (riverbank grape), 1999 nucleotides long. RefSeq names its product protein NRT1/ PTR FAMILY 6.2-like. The record is from RefSeq and is a predicted model, not a curated record. Gene Ontology annotation, cellular component: membrane. Gene Ontology annotation, molecular function: transmembrane transporter activity. Gene Ontology annotation, biological process: transmembrane transport. The transcript is spliced from 6 exons. Lineage: Eukaryota; Viridiplantae; Streptophyta; Magnoliopsida; Vitales; Vitaceae. The coding region runs from base 206 to 1969 and encodes 587 amino acids.